This is a messenger RNA of Cercospora beticola, 3105 nucleotides long. It is a transcript of the gene CYC8, whose product is annotated as transcription regulator CYC8. Gene Ontology annotation, molecular function: protein binding; chromatin DNA binding; RNA polymerase II cis-regulatory region sequence-specific DNA binding. The record is from RefSeq and is a predicted model, not a curated record. Gene Ontology annotation, biological process: negative regulation of transcription by RNA polymerase II. Gene Ontology annotation, cellular component: transcription repressor complex. NCBI's taxonomy places the organism in Eukaryota, Fungi, Ascomycota, Dothideomycetes, Mycosphaerellales, Mycosphaerellaceae.
CUCUGCUCUGCCUCGUCCGCGCCCUCCCCUCUGCAUGCUCUAUUCCACGAGCCCACUCGCGCUCUUGUUGCCCGACUGCCACCCCGGGCCAUUGUUUCUCUUCCGUCUCUGCUCUUCUCUCGCCCACUGAGACUGUCUUUUCUCCGAGGUCACUGGCGCGCGAAGCAGGUACGUGGGAAACGUCACUGGCUCGUGACAGCAUUCGACGCCCACGACACUCCCCUCCACCCACCACAUGCAUUGACAUUCGCGCUCCAGCAGUGACACUCCCAUUCUCGACACUGCAGCAUGGCUGCGCAGCAAUCGCCGACGGGGCCACUGUCGCAUCAACACCAUUACGGAGGCCCUGCGCGUCCACCUCCGCCGCCCAACGGUGCCAUGCCCAUGCAGCAAAUCCCUCCUGGCAAGUCGGCCGCGGAAUACCUUCGAGCCACCAACGAGUCGGUAUGGCUGCAGCUAGGCAAUCUGUCAGAGGUCAUGGGCGAGCUCGACGGCGCGACUCAAGCCUACGAACGCGCCAUGAACUUCAACCAGUGGUCGGUGCCAGCUAUGCUCGCCAUCUCGUGUAUCCUGCGCUCCAAAGACCAGUUCACAGCUGCUGUGGAAUACCUUAGGCAGAUUCUCAAGGUGGAGCCCACGAACGGCGAGGUUUGGUCUAGCUUAGGUCACUGCUAUCUCAUGAUGGACGACCUACAGCAAGCAUACUCUGCCUAUCAACAAGCAUUGUACCACUUGCCUGAUCCUAAGGAGCCCAAGCUGUGGUACGGCAUCGGUAUUCUCUAUGAUCGAUACGGUAGCUUGGAGCACGCAGAGGAGGCGUUCUCUCAAGUCAUGCGCAUGGAACCCGGCUUCGAGAAAGCAAACGAGAUUUACUUCCGGCUGGGCAUCAUAUACAAACAGCAACAGAAGUUUGCGCAAAGUUUAGAGUGUUUCCGUUACAUCGUCACCGACCCGCCGCGACCUCUUAGUGAGGAAGACAUCUGGUUUCAGAUCGGUCACGUUCAUGAACAACAAAAAGACUACGAUUCGGCAAAGGCGGCGUAUACUCGCGUCCUCGAACGCGAUCCCAAUCACGCCAAGGUAUUACAACAGCUUGGCUGGCUUCACCAUCAACAGAGCAGCAGCUUCACCAGUCAAGAGCAAGCUAUCGAGUACCUCGAGAAAUCGGUCGCCUCGGACCAAAAUGAUGCUCAGAGUUGGUAUCUGCUCGGCAGAUGUUACAUGUCCCAGCAAAAGUAUCCCAAAGCCUAUGAAGCCUAUCAACAGGCAGUCUACCGCGAUGGUCGCAAUCCUACGUUUUGGUGCUCGAUCGGUGUUCUCUACUACCAGAUCAAUCAGUACCGAGACGCGCUGGACGCGUAUUCUCGUGCAAUUCGUCUCAACCCCAACAUCUCUGAGGUGUGGUACGACCUGGGUACCUUGUACGAAUCGUGUAACAACCAAACAAGUGAUGCCUUGGACGCCUACACUCGAGCAGCGGAUCUCGACCCGACGAACGUACACAUCAAAGCACGCCUCGCUCUGCUGAAAGGUCAGCCAACUAACGGUUUGCCCAACCAAGGCGGCGCGCCACUGCCGCAGGACGUGCACCCGCAAGCCUACCAGCCUGGCGCGCUCGGAGGCGGACCUCCCGGUCCUCAAUGGGGAGCCCACUCACAGAAUGCUCCGCCGCCAGGACCCGCGCCGCCGCCACUUGCUGCUGGCAACAACUGGGGCGGCAAUCGCUUGGCUGAUUUGCAAAAUCCUCAGAUGCAGCCGCAGCCUUUGAACCCGUACGACCAACGUGAACGUCUACCACCUCAACAGCAACAACAAGGGCCACAACAAGGCCCCCAGCAAGGCCCUCAGCAGGGUCCUCCUUCCAAUGCUCAGCAACAGCAGCCUGCUCCAGCGAGGCAGCAGAGUCCACCACCGUCUCGCCAGUAUCAAGAACAGCAGCCACAGCGCCCGCCACCUCCGUCUCACCGAGGUCUCUCACCAUCGCCAAAGGGUCAGCAAUCGACGCCCGCAGGAUUUCCGGGAGGUCCGCAUCAUCAGAGCUCGCAGCAGCAACAACAGCAAGGCCCUCCUUCUCAUCACGGCCCAUCAGCGCAAGAGCAGCCUCCGCAGAGACCUCCAUUCAUGUCUCAUCCUUCUAAUGGACCAUUGCCACCACAGACUAACGGCGUCUCGACGCCGAGCGCAUCUCACACUCUGCCACCAUAUGGCCGACAGGGUGAGGGUCAGCCUGAGAUUAGACCUCUGAUCAACAAUCCUGCUCCAUCGCCAAGCGCUAGUCAAUUCGGUGGGCCUCGCACACCAUUUGAGCAUCAUCCAAACCCAGCAGCACCCAGCAUCGCCAGUGGCGCUCCUCCUCCAACGUCUGCACAAAGUGCUGCCGAUGCUGCUGCACGCGAUCGGGAAGAAAGACCUGGCAGCGCCGCUCCAAAGCGACACCGCGAGUGGGAAGAUGAUCCGAAUCCAGGUGCGGCUAAGAAACCUAUGGGUGAGGAAAACAGGUCGAGACUGGACGAGAUUAAGAUGCAUCGCCCAUCUCCGCCUUCAAAGAUGGGCACGCCACCACACCGAAGUCCAUCUGAGCUUCGACGAAUGGAGGAGCCACGUCCCACCUCUGCAUACAACCCAUCCGAAGCUGCGCACCACCCUCCUUCGUUGCCUUCGAUGCAAUCAAUCACGCAGAGGUCGCCACGCACCUCGGCUCCGCCUCAAGAGGAGCAUCGCGCUCCUCCGCCACCCCAGCCUGCGCCGGCUCAAGUAUUUGAGCCAGCUGCUCGCAAGAUGGACGUGGACGAAAACUAUGAUGACAGCGGCGAUGAGGAGAAACGGUCGACCACGAAGCAAGAAAGUCGCAAGAACAGUCCGAAGCCCGCAAACGGCACUGCGGCCGCUGCGACGACGAAUGGCUCCGGCGAGCAGCAAUCCUGAUGACCAUAUGAAAUAACCAGAGAAAUAUGCGCACGACACCGUGAUGAUUUCCCGAGGCCGCUUAUUAGGCAGCACAGCUUUUGAUAUGUCAUUGUAGCUGCAACUCGCUUCUAGCAUAUGUAUAGGCACAUACUCAAAUUCGACAUCUUCUUCAUCAGCUUCUUCAUGUGCAGCACGCGC